CCGGGUCUGGGCGAGCGCGAGCAGGUGGGGCCCGGCAGUAGGGGGCGGGCGGCUAGCGGGACGCACGCAGGGAGCGAGCCGGGCGGCAUGGAGACGGCGGACAGCGUGGAGAAAGGAGACGGCGGGGAGAAGGCGGGCAACGGCCACGCGGAGGGCGCGGCGGCGGGCGGCGGAGGGCGGCUGCGGGGCUGCCGGGGCUUCCUGCGGCGCAACGCGCUGGUGCUGCUCACCGUGUCGGGGGUGGUGGCCGGCGUGGCGCUGGGAGCCGCGGUGCGCGGCGCGGCGCUGGGCCCGGCGCAGGUGGCCUACCUGGCCUUCCCCGGGGAGCUGCUGCUGCGCAUGCUGCGCAUGGUCAUCCUGCCGCUGGUGGUCUGCAGCCUGGUGUCCGGGGCCGCCAGCCUGGACACGCGUUCGCUCGGCCGUCUGGGCGGCAUCGCCAUCGCUUACUUCCUCGGCACCACGCUGCUGGCCUCCGGCCUCGCCGUCGCGCUCGGUUUCAUCAUCCGACCCGGUGCCGGCGCCUCCGCCCUCAACGCGCCCGGCCUGGGGCUGCCGGGCGCCGUGCCGGCCACCAGCAAGAAGACGGUGGACUCCUUCCUCGACCUCGUCAGAAACCUGUUUCCUGCAAAUCUUGUUGCUGCUGCUUUCCGAACGUAUGCAACAGAUUAUAAGAUAGUGCUCAGAAACACUACCUCUGGAAAUGUCACGUUGGAAAAGAUCCCCGUUGGUACUGAGAUUGAAGGGAUGAAUAUACUGGGACUGGUGCUCUUUGCUCUGGUUUUAGGAGUGGCACUGAAAAAGCUUGGCCGGGAAGGAGAAGAUCUCAUUCGCUUCUUUAAUUCAUUCAACGAGGCAACUAUGGUCUUGGUUACCUGGAUUAUGUGGUAUGUACCUAUUGGUAUUAUGUUCCUUGUUGGGAGCAAGAUUGUGGAAAUGGAAGAUAUUGUGCUUCUGGUGACCAGUCUGGGAAAAUACAUCUUUGCCUCUAUACUGGGCCACUUCAUCCAUGGAGGGAUCAUUCUGCCACUCAUUUAUUUUGCAUCCACACGUCAAAAUCCGUAUCGUUUUCUCUUAGGACUUAUCACACCAUUUGCCACUGCUUUUGCCACUUGCUCCAGCUCAGCCACUCUCCCAUCAAUGAUGAAGUGCAUUGAGGAAAACAAUGGAGUCGACAACAGGAUCAGCAGGUUUAUCCUUCCUAUUGGUGCAACUGUGAACAUGGACGGAGCUGCUAUUUUUCAGUGCAUGGCAGCCGUGUUUAUUGCUCAGCUGAACAAUGUCGACCUCAACGCUGGGCAAAUCUUUACCAUUCUUGUCACAGCAACUGCAUCCAGUGUGGGUGCAGCUGGGGUUCCAGCUGGAGGAGUCCUCACCAUCGCUAUUAUCUUGGAGGCCAUUGGACUUCCCACCAACGAUCUCUCCUUGAUAUUAGCAGUGGACUGGAUUGUGGACCGAACUACCACAGUUGUGAAUGUGGAAGGGGAUGCCUUAGGAGCAGGUAUCCUCAAUUACCUGAAUGAAAAAGAAAAAAGAGAAAAAGAGCAGGAGCUAAAAGAAGUCAACGUAGAAGCAGUUGCUAACAACAAAUCUGAAGAGGAAACGUCGCCUUUGGUAACCCACAAAAAACAAGUCUCCAACACAACCAGUACAGCAGACACUGAAUCCAAGGAAUCAGUACUGUGAACUAGAAGCUGUUGGUCAAACACGUCUUAGAGGUGGACCAGGGACUUGUUAUUGCACCUAGACGUUUGCAGUGCUAGCAAGGGCUGGGCAGCUCUUGAAAAUUUUCAGUUCCAGUCUGUUUUGAAAUUUGCUGGCUUGGGGAAGGGAGGGAGGUGGGCUGGGAAGAAAAGGGGUGAUGAGAAAGAACACACACUUUGUAAUAGUAUUUUGAUAAUUUUCCUAUGUAUACGUGUAUAUAUGAUUUGCACGUACACACGUAUACAUGUAGCUGAAAGCAAUGCCAAUUGAAAUGUCUGGUUUUACAAGAGAUCUGUUAGUAAAGGCUUAUAUGGGUUGGAUAUGGGGAAGCAGCCAACCCAGUAAGUGCUUAUGGUAGGGAGAAAUUAGUAAGCUUAUUGUGCUGCUGUUUGAAUGGAGAUACAGUUCAGAAACUCCACAGUAGGUGAGAAUGUUUCUCAAGUUUAGCUUUUGUCCUGGAAACUCUUACUGACAAUUACACACACAAUAUGGAGCAACAUUUUUCUCCCACUCCCCUUCCUUUCCUGUUCUCUGAUCACUUAAAAACAUCAAAUAUAACCUGGGAAGUAGGGUGUGGGUUUUUUUUUUUUAAUGUCAUAUGUGAACAAGUCACGAGGAGGUCCAAAUCUUGUUCCAUUCCCCCACUACAUUGCAGCUUUCUUGCCUUUUGGUGAGUAAUUCCCAAACUCUGGGACCAGACAAAGGAGAUAUUUGUGCAGAUCAAGGGCUGGCUUUCUCCUCCCCUCUUAGCAAGCUGUUGAGAAAAAAAAAUCCAGAGGAAACACAAAUUUUGUUAAAGUAAUCCCUCUGGGGCUAAAAAAAGAAUGUGGAGUCUGUUCCAGUAUAAAUAUCUCUAAAAGAAGCUUGUCUGUGACAACAUCAAGAAGUCAGUUCCCUUCAUGAAAACACACAUGCACGUUUGCUAGCACGCCACGUCCUGCUUAUGUUUGUAUAACGGGUCAGUCCAAACAAAUUAAGUCAUAUCCCUUUUCCAGCAAAAUUGUACAGGGAGGAAAAAGAUGUGAACACACACGUGGGAACUGACAACAGACAAGUCUGACUGUUAACUUGAAAGGGGAAAAAAGGAGGUGAAUUUCUAACCUGAUGUAGUUCAGUGAUCUUUGAGUAUUGGGACAGCUGUAUAUCAUUCCUGCUAGGAAUUUGGUCUACUAUAAAUGUCCUUUUGGUGGCAGUUUACAUUUAAUUCUAGGUGGUGCUGGGCCAGGGUAAUGCUAAAUGGCAGGUGGUAGCCUUUGCUUGGGGCUGACCCAGGUGCUCCUGGAUUCUGGCUCUACCUUUUUCCUCUACCACAUGCUUCGUGAAUUUGCACCCCCCAAACUUGCUUGAAGUCCAAAAAACAUUGCAAAACUGCUGAUUUCUCUUGGCAUUUUGGUCAGGAGGUAGUUACAAAGUGAUGGCUGUGCAUACAUGCUAAGAUUUGCCCUGGCCUUGUGGCACUUUCCGUUGGCUACUUUAACAAGGUGAGUGCAUGUGGUCAGUCCUCCAUACUGUUAACUCAGCAACAUAUAUUUACACUUUGCUUUGGUAUACAAUUAUGAUAAGUCUCCCCUUGUUUUUUCUCCCCUGUUUGAUUGAGCUUCAGAGGAAGCUAUCUUGAAAAGGUAUCUGGUUGCUGAUGUUUAUGGUCACGGCAUUAGGAAGAGGCAGCUCCAAUUUUAUAGCAGCAGCAGCAGCACCAGCCUUCAUUUGCAAAGCAUCUUUCCUGGUAAAGGGACUCGGUGAAUUUUGCUAAAAGAUGCUCAGAAUGAGAUGUGGCCACCUCUGAGGGAGAACACAGUGAGUGUGUUGUUACUGGCUGUUUAAUUGUGUGCAGCAGCACUGUGCAAACAAAGUAGGCGAGGGUUAGUCAGCCCACUGCAAAACUGCAGGUGGAGUUUCUUUUUAACCAGUUUAUUUAUAAUCAUGUCCACAAAAUUUGAUCAGUCCUCAUCUUGUUUUAAAAAUGGAAGGAGACGGACAUUGUUCUCUAGGGCUGUCCUCUGCCUGGUAUUUACUAUUUCAUUUUUAGCAGAUCAAGACCUGCUGAAACUUUGCAUUUCCUCCCAUUAGAGUCAUCUCAACUCCUUUCAACUCAGGAAACCAGAAGCCGGCUUUGUAGCUGGCAAUGAGAGUCCUCAGAGUAAAGGUAUUUUGAAAAAUGUUGGAGGUUUAAAAAAAAAAUUAUCAGGGUUCUCAUCAACCCUCUUUUUUAUAACAAAUAUUUAAUGUUUCAUGGAAAACUUUGACUGCACCAGAAUGCCAGAAACCGUGAUUUUAAAACAGUACGUGGAUAUUUUGGGGGAACUGAAAAUCACAACUGUUCCCUGCAGGCUGGAUUCUGUAGUUGGAUUUUUAUCUCCCAUCAGACACUUAGCUCUUUUGAUGCUCUCCCUCACCAUGACACAUGCAGUUCAGUUGAGGACACAAGAGCAGGCAGCACCUAAGUGAAGCGUCAGGCAAGAUUUGAGAAGUGAAUGUUUCUCAGUUUUGAUUUUUCAUUCCAAAGCUCGUGUUGCCAACAGAUGCAUAAGGGGUUUGUCCAAAGGCUGGGCUUCCUCACAGGCACCACCUAGCCACUGCUCUGCUGAUAUUCCUUCCCUGUAGUGCUGCCACUUGAUUGUACCUUGUCCCUCUAGCGGGAUGCUGUGGGAUGUUCUUUCUGACAGAAAAUGAUUAAAUUAAAGCCAGUUAUCUCAGAUUUGUCUUAAUAUUUUUCACUAGCAAUGCAGAAAGUAAACAUUUUUGCUGAAGAAUGCCUCUCCCAGUCCCCAUUAGUGAAUUGUCAUGUUCUGCAUCAGUGCAUGUAGUCCCAUGUAAGGCUUGUUAGAGCAUUUGAGCUUAAGGUCAAGCAUUCCCAUAGCUGGAAUUUAACAAAGGAAUUUUAACACUCCUCCAGCAAACAGGUGCCAUAGGGGGUCUGUAUGAGCCAUUAAGUAUUCAGGGCCAGUCUUUUUAACUUGCCACAAAUCUGUAAGGUUACAAAAGCUCUGCUUUAGACUUACAAAGCUGCCAAUUCUUUUGUUGUUUGCACACAGUGAGAGGGAUCCCACAGUUUUCUAUGGAAAUACAAAUGUCAGGUAGUGACUGCCUUUCAGAAUAUCCUACUGGUCUUGUUUGUAUUGUCUGUGUCAGAAACUACAUUUCUUGUUUUUCUAUGAUGUUACCAUUGCAUUUGAUAGCCAUGCCAUGUAUUCUAGGGCUCUCUGCUUGACUUCA
Molecule: messenger RNA, 4917 nt
Organism: Phasianus colchicus (ring-necked pheasant)
Lineage: Eukaryota; Metazoa; Chordata; Aves; Galliformes; Phasianidae
Gene: SLC1A4
Product: solute carrier family 1 member 4
Biological process (GO): L-glutamate transmembrane transport; L-serine transport
Cellular component (GO): plasma membrane
Molecular function (GO): L-alanine transmembrane transporter activity; symporter activity; L-serine transmembrane transporter activity
Source: RefSeq, a predicted model, not a curated record